GGUUGGCUUCCAUAUCAGCAACCACAGGAGCGCGACUGAUCCACUUCAGCCCCCAAAAAGACGCCCUUUUCCCAUGGUGACAACACAGCUUGUUUCCGGAUACAUCAGUAUUGGAACAUUUUUAAUAGGAUCUAAUUCGUCGCCUUUGGAAAAGUUCUGAUAUAGUUGCCCUCAAGAAAGGCAUUGUCUUCUCUCUAUCAUGGAGCCAGACUUGGACAAUAAAAGGAAGCUGCAACAUGGCAAUAACCUCCUGGAACUUAUUAACAGGAUGCGCGAGUCCUCCGAGCUCAUCGACAUUGUGCUGGUGGCAGAGGGGCGCAGAUUUCCAUGCCACCGGGUCGUGUUGGCUUCCUUCAGUCCCUAUUUUAAGGCGAUGUUCACCUGCGGCUUGGUGGAAUGUAACCAGACUGAGGUCCCCCUUCACGAUGUCACCGCUGCCAGUGUCUCGAUCAUCUUAGAAUACAUGUAUACCUCCCAACUCUACAUAAACAAUCUUACUGUCCAAGGGGUGGCCACUGCCGCCUACUUCAUGCAGAUGGACGACAUUUUCCGGAUGUGUCAGAAUUACAUGAUGGACCACAUGGAUGCCUCAAACUGCAUUGGGAUUUAUUACUUUGCUAAGCAGAUCAGUGCAGAAGACUUAGAGACAAGGUCCAAGAAAUAUUUAUACCAGCACUUCUCUGAAGUAGGCCUUCACGAAGAGGUACUAGAGGUUGGCUUUGAUCAGUUGAUGACCAUGAUCAUGUCCGACGACCUCAACGUUUCUCGUGAAGAGAGUAUCUUGGAUCUGGUUCUACGAUGGGUAAACCAUGACAGAAACCUACGAUCGGAGCACCUUAUAGAUCUCUUGAAACAAGUUCGAUUGCUACUGGUCAACCCGUCUUUUCUCCGAGAAGCCAGGAAGAGGAACACUGUGCUUCUGUGCAAUGCUCAGUGCUACGACAUGGUUGAACAAGCCUUGGAGACCAUUGAAAAAUCCACCCAGGUUUCUCUGAACCUUCGCUAUAGAAUGGAGACCACAGACCUUCUCCUUUGUCUGGGCAACAAUGCCUCGGGCAUCAGGUCGAAAUAUGGAAACUACGGGGAUUCCAGCUUCUGUUUUGCUCCAACGACAGGGAAGAUCUGUUAUAUUCCUUCGCCGAAACAAGGAGAAGUUUUGGGCUUAGUCUCUGCUGGUGUAGUCACAGAAAAUAAUGAGAUCAUUUUGGCCGGGGAAGCGACGGCUGUUAGACUGGCCAGACAGAAGGAAAGACGUGUUGAGCUCUGCAGGUAUCACAACCGAGGCAGUUACUGCUGGGAGAAGCUGUGCGGCGCGGAGUACAGAGAGUUGUACGCCCUCGGCUCUGUUCACAAUGACCUCUACCUGAUUGGAGGACAGAUGAAGCACAAAAACCGAUACGUCGUCACCAACUGCGUGGACAAGUACUUGGCGGAGAGCGAAAGCUGGAGAAGUGUGUCGCCAUUGCCGCUUCCUUUGGCGUGCCAUGCCGUGGUGACCCUCAACCACAAGCUCUAUGUCAUGGGAGGAUGGACUCCACAGAUUGACAACCCCAACGAUGAGCCGGAUCGAUUGAGCAAUCGGCUGUUGCAGUAUGACCCCGUCACUGAUAAGUGGAGGCAGAUGGCUCCCAUGAAGUAUUCCAAAUAUCGCUUCCAUGUGGCGGUCGUGAACGGAGAAAUAUUUGUAUUAGGUGGCAUCGGUUGCGAUGGUCCAGACAAAGGACAGUCCCGCAAGUGUCUUGAUGCAGUGGAAAUUUACAAUGUAGAUGCGGAUUUCUGGAGGGAUGGUCCCUCGAUGCCCUAUCCUUUGCUCUCCCUUAGAAGCAAUUCAAGCAGCGCAGGUUCGGUAGAAGGAAAGCUGUAUGUUUGUGGUGGUUACCGUGGGGCAGAUCGCCAUGAAGUGAUCACGAAGGAGAUUCUGGAGCUGGACCCAUGGGAGAACCAAUGGAACGUGGUUUGUACCAAGGCCCCCAUGCACGAUUCGUACGACGUCUGCCUGGUGGCCCGUCUAAACCCGCGAGACCUCCUCCCGCCUCCGCGGGAUCUGAUGGAGAGGUGAUCUCAUAGAUCAGCACAUCGUGGCGCAUUACCAGGGUUGUCGUUCUUAACGAGUAUUCCUCAUUAUCAAAGUGUUUCUGGAGCUGAACAUUUUUCUGUCCUUCUUUGAAGAAAAAAAAUUGGUUCAUAUCGGGACAACACAGACAGUUUCGCUUUCCGGCAUUUUGAUUAAUGGGGUAGACAUGUGGAAUUAGUUUAGUUUCAAAUUAGUUUUUUAACGAUUUUUGACAAAUUUGUCAAUUCGGAAACACCCAAAUUACCAAAAACCCGUUUAACGAAAUGUUUUCAAAUAUUCGCAUAUUCGAAUGUUUGAAUAUUCGAACAUUCAAAAAUUCGAACAUUCAAAAAUCCGGAAAUUUGACAAUCCGAAAACCCAAAAUUUUUUAAAUCUGAAAUAAUAACUAACUAUUAAAUUAUAGGUAUUGGAAUUUCCUUUCAAAUUUGGCUGUUAGUGAACGUAACGAAUACGACUUUAUCCCAAGUUACGAAUUGUCUUAAAAAUAACGAAUGCCGUAUCUAAACUAAUGGAACAUAACAAAUUAAUAAUAAUAAAUAACAAUAAUAAAUUUAAUUCAGAAUUCGUAAAUUCUAAAAUUGGGAAGUCAAAAAUUAGAAAGUUCGGUAAUUCGAAAAAUUUGGAAAUGAAAAAAUGUGGAAAUUCGAAAAUCCGAAAAUAAGAAAGGAAAAUCUGACAAUUAGAAAGAACAAAGAUCCAAAAGUCCAAAAAUUAGAAAUAAUCACUAACUAACUAACGAACUAACUAAUAAUAGCUAACU
Molecule: messenger RNA, 2834 nt
Organism: Rana temporaria (common frog)
Lineage: Eukaryota; Metazoa; Chordata; Amphibia; Anura; Ranidae
Gene: KBTBD12
Product: kelch repeat and BTB domain containing 12
Exons: 6
Coding region: 200-2059 (619 amino acids)
Molecular function (GO): protein binding
Source: RefSeq, a predicted model, not a curated record